Messenger RNA from Labrus bergylta (ballan wrasse), 5246 nucleotides. The record is from RefSeq and is a predicted model, not a curated record. Lineage: Eukaryota; Metazoa; Chordata; Actinopteri; Labriformes; Labridae.
UGGUGGUUUACUUCGGCGGGCGUCGGGAGGGCGAGAGCUGGAACUGGGCGUGGCUUAUCAGCACCCGCCUGGCGCGUCACAUCGGGUACCUGGAGCUGCUGCUGAGGCUGAUGUUUGUGAAUCCUCCCGAGCUGCCGGAGCAGAGCACCCGGGCGCUGCCCGUCAGGUUCCUGUUCACCGACUACAACCGUCUGUCGAGCGUCGGAGGAGAGACGUCGAUGGCCGAGAUGAUCGCCACGCUCUCUGACGCCUGUGAGAGAGAGUUCGGCUUCCUCGCCACCCGACUGUUCAGAGUGUUCAAGACGGAGGAGACGCAGGGUAAGAGGAAGUGGAAGAAGACGUGCUGCGUCCCGUCCUUCAUCCUCUUCGUCCUCGUGCUCGCCUGCCUGCUCACGGGAAUGGCGCUGCUCGCCGUCUUUAAGGUGGACGGGGAUAACCACACGGUGAAUGGCGUGCUGAUCUCCAUCGGCAGCGUGGUGGGCCUGGCGCUGCUGCUGAACGUCAGGACGUGGUGGCAGGUCACCGACUCGGUGCUCAACUCUCAGAGGAAGAGGCUCCACGGCGCCGCCAACAGGAUGCACAAGCUGAAGAGCGAGGGCUUCAUGAAGGUGCUGAAGAACGAGGUGGAGCUGAUGGCGAGGAUGGCCAAGACCAUCGACAGCUUCACGCAGCAUCAGACGAGGCUGGCCGUGGUCAUCGACGGGCUGGACUCGUGCGAACAGGACAAAGUGCUGCAGAUGCUGGACACGGUGCGCGUGCUGUUCUCCAAAGGCCCGUUCAUCUCCAUCUUCGCCAGCGACCCUCACAUCAUCAUCAAAGCCAUCAACCAGAACCUAAACAGCGUCCUGCGGGACUCCAACAUCAACGGGCACGACUACAUGAGGAACAUCGUGCACCUGCCCGUCUUCCUCAACAGCAGAGGACUCUCCAGCGCCAGGAAGAUGUGUGCGCCGGCGCCCGCUAACGGGGACACGGCCACCGCCACCGCAGAUGGUUGGCAUGAGGAGUUGGACAGGAAGUUGUCUCAGCACAGUCUGGGAGAAUUGACGAAGUUCGGCAGCAAGACGACGCUCAACCGCAGGGACACGUACCGGCGGCGGCAGGUGCAGCGCUCCGUGACCCGUCAGAUGUCGUUUGACCUGACGAAGCUGAUGGUGACGGAGGAUUGGUUCAAUGACAUCAGCCCGCAGACCAUGAGGAGGCUGCUCAACAUCGUCUCUGUCACAGGUCGUCUGCUGCGAGCCAAUCAGAUCAGCUUUAACUGGGACCGCCUGGCGUCCUGGAUCAACCUGACGGAGCAGUGGCCCUACAGGACGUCCUGGCUCAUCCUGUACCUGGAGGAGACCGACGGAGUCCCGGACCAGGCCACGCUGAAGACCAUCUACGAGAGAGUGUCCAAGAACAUCCCAACCACCAAAGACGUGGAGCCGCUGCUCGAGAUCGACGGGGACGUCCGCAGCUUCGAGGUCUUCCUGUCGUCCAGAACGCCCGUCCUGACCGCCAGAGACAUCCGCACGUUCCUGCCCUGCACCGUCAACCUGGACCCCAAACUCAGGGAGAUCAUAGCGGACGUCCGAGCUGCUCGGGAGCAGAUGAAUAUAGGCGGGGUUACGUACCCGCCCCUCGCAAUGCAGGAGGCUCAGCCCCGCCCCACCUCCAUGUACUCUCAGGUGUCGUCGGCGUGCUCUCCAUCCGCCUCCUUCAGCGGACCGUUCAACCAACCAGGAGGGGGUGUGGUCUCCCCACAGCCUCACAGCAGCUACUACAGCGGCAUGGCCGGACCGCAGCACCCCUUCUACAACAGGCCAUAUUUCCCCCAUCACCUUUACCAGCUGCCCCGCCCACUCGUGACCACUUCCUACACAUCACACCUCCAUCCACGCCCACCUCGCAAAAACUCCUUCAGCCGGGACGCCGUGGCACCUGGCUCCGCCUCCGUGGUGUCCGGCGUUCCCGCCAUCCUCCUCAGCUCCAUGACGACAGAGUCCGUUUGUGAACGCGUGCGGCAGAUCGAAGGCAUCGACCAGAGCAUGAUGGGACAUUACAGCGCCACCAUCAGGAAGGCGAACGUGAACGGCAGAGUGUUGUCUCAGUGUAACAUCGACGAGCUGAAGAAGGAGAUGAGCAUGAACUUUGGAGACUGGCAGCUGUUCAGAGCCACGGUUCUGGACAUGCGGAUCAUCGAGAGUCAGGUGCUGCAGGAGGAAGCUGCCAGUGAGCAAGGCAGCGUGGUGGGCCGUCACACUGAGGCAGGAAGGCGAGCCGUGGCUCCGCCCCACGCCGGCGCCGCCAACACGGACGCUUCCCCGAUGUACAGUUUCAACCUGAGCUUCGAGGAGCUGAGCAACGUGGGAUUGGACGAGCCGGCACGUCAUGGCAACAUGCCGUGGAUGGGUGGCGCUCACAGGACUGCCAGCAUGACCAGCCUGAACUCUCAGGAGUCGUCCAACGACAUCGGCAAGCUGACCGACAAGCAGCAGUCCGAGUACCGCAACGCCUACCAGGAGUACAUCGCCCAGAUGGCUCAGCUGGAGAUGGGCGGCGGCGGCGGGGAGCGGCCCGUCCAACCACAGCCGGGUCAGUUCAUGACAUCAUCAUCAGAGGACAAGAACAAAGACGGCGGCGAGCAGGAUGCGUCCAAGUCGUACAAUAAGAGGAGCAGCGGGAAACCGCCGGCAGACAACACGGACUUCGCCUCCAACGGGGACGCUCUGGAUCCAAUCACCGAGGAGGACGAGAAGGGUGAGCACGGAUCCUCCAAGUCCCUGCUGACCCGCAAGACCUCAGCGGAGAGGGGCGGGCUGUUCCAGGGCGCCGCCGCGGACCUGAAGCUGAAGGCGGCAGGCGGGCUGCGAUACCAGAAGCUGACCAGUGACGACGAGGAGUCGGAAGAGUCCGAUAACGCCCCGCUCCUCAAAGACGGGAAGAAGCUGGUCGACCACAAACUGCCCGGCGGCUCGCUCGCUCUGAAGGGGAAGGACUACCUGUCGGACGCCAUGUUGGACAAGAAGGACUCGUCUGACUCGGGCGUCCGUUCCAACGAGAGCUCACCAAACCACUCGCUGCAGGACGAGGAGGCGGACCUGUCCCAGCUGGAGCGGGCCAACCUGAUCCAGCUGGACGAGGAGAGCCAGGCCAGGAAGUGCAGCGUUCCUAGCAGCCUCAGCGGCCUGCAGGACCCGGCGGUCGCCCGCAUGUCUAUCUGCUCUGAGGACCAAUGCAGCCUGCUCGCCAGCUCGCCCGAGGAGAGCUGGCCAUCCUCCAAGUCCUUCAACCUGAACCGCACGCCCAGCAACGUCACGCUCAACAACAACACCAACGCCCAGCACGGUAUCCACGGCAACCGACCCCGCCCACCCGCAGAGGGCUCCACCUCCUCCUCCUGCAACCCGACCUCCUCCUCCUCCAGCGACGCCAUCAUCUCCCCGAGCUCGGGCACCUCCACCACCUCCUCCACCGCCACCCGCCCCGGGCCCAACAACGAGAACGUGCGAGUGGUCCACCUGAAGAGGGGUCUGAAACCCGGCGACCCGCCCGAGAUCUGCACCGUGUCCUCCGACACCGUCACCUUUGGCGAGGAGCGCGAGAGCAUCCUGUGACCUCAGCGUGACCCCGAGGGUCCACCUGGAGCCGAGUGUGACGAGUGCUACUGAUUGGCUCAAAAGUUCUUAUCUUAGAUUUAGUGUGUGACUGUGACUCGUAGUUUAAGUCUGCGGCGAGGUCGUCACGAUACACGAUAUCGAUACCUGUUUGUUACCACGGCAACAAAAAUAGAAGUCGUAUAAGCUGAUCAGAAAUCUAAAGUUCUGUCUUAAACAACAACGUACAUCGGGCAGGUCUUCAUUCCUGACCCUCUGUUAAGCCCCGCCCUCCUGGUUACUGUUGCUAGGUUAGAUUUAAGCUCUAAACCGUUAAAAACACCUCGAGGUCUAAUCGAGUUUUAUUCAUAUUUAAUCGAUCAGAGACGGCACGGCGUGCGAGGAGAACAUUUAGUGACGGCUAUCGUUACAUUUUUCAGAAAGGCGCCGUUGUUGACGUCAGCGGCGUUCUUUUUCCCGUAUCUGUGCGUUCUACAGAUCGUGUCUUGUACCCACUUCCUCCUCGCGCCGCAGUGUCGUCACACAGCUCUCUGUCUCCAUGACAACAGACUCUGUUGUCAUGGAGACAGGAUGGACAUGCAGCGCUUUUCUGAGAAGACGCCACGUGGACAUGUGGCCUUAGAGUCACUCCCCGACCACCGGAUGUAGCCCGGCAACGGUUGCUAUGAGAGGGGGCUCUCUGAUUGGAGGGUCAGCUGACAAAAUCAGAGAGCCAACAAAGGGUUAAUAAAACAAACACGCGGUGUCUAAAGUAUCGUAGAUCAUGAUGACCUUUGACCUCUGACAGUGAAUCAGUGUUCAGCCUGCUGCAUGCUAACAGGCCGAGAAGUAGAAGAAGCUAACGUAGAAAACAAGAAGCUAACGUAGAAUCCAGAAGCUAACGUAGAAAACAAGAAGCUAACGUAGAAAACAAGAAGCUAACGUAGAAACAAGAAGCUAAAGUAGAAACCAGAAGCUAACGUGACGAUGCUGCAUGUUGUUGUUGUUGUUGUUGUUUGUCGUCUCCGAUACGUUUGAUUUUUUGUCUGAGCAUUCGGAGAGAGACGAGACGAGAGGGGGCGCCGCCCCCUGGUGGUCACUCUCUAAACUCUAAACGACCACUAGAUGGCAUUGUGAGACUGAUCCGUUGCGGUGAUAUUUAGAACGUGUGGCAUGUGCGGCGUGAUGCAGCUAAAAGUCGGUGACGUGUUGGGACGUCUGUGAGGAGAACACGACACGUCACGUUUUCAACCAAUGAUUUAUCUUUAAAUCUGUUCACACGCCUCACAGCGUGAGACGACCUUCCAUCACGACGUGACGAGGCGGCCAGGUCCACGAAGAAGAACAUGAGGGAGGAGCAAGACGCAGAACGCUCCGGAGGCGGGGUGAAGUUUAGUGUAAGCGGCGUUCAGCGUUUCAGAAGCUUUCUUUAAAGAGGUCAUAUUAUAUUUAAUCUAUGUACCUACUAAAGUCUGUUCACACAACCCAUAUAAACCAGUAUAAACCAGUUUAAACCAGUAUAAACCAGUAUAAACCAGUAUAAACGGUUUAAAGAGGGGGUUAGUGUUUGUCAUGUUUUCAUGCUCCGGCUCGCUUCUGACUCUCUCUAAGGCUCUGAAGCGGCUAAUGCUAAAGCUAACAGGAGGACGUAGGAGAAGCUGCGUUUAC